Messenger RNA from Diospyros lotus (date-plum), 2752 nucleotides. Its product is annotated as subtilisin-like protease SBT5.6. Gene Ontology annotation, molecular function: serine-type endopeptidase activity. NCBI's taxonomy places the organism in Eukaryota, Viridiplantae, Streptophyta, Magnoliopsida, Ericales, Ebenaceae. The record is from RefSeq and is a predicted model, not a curated record. The coding region runs from base 240 to 2585 and encodes 781 amino acids. Gene Ontology annotation, biological process: proteolysis. The transcript has 9 exons.
AUAGGAGUACUUAUCUUAAUAAAAAUUGUAUCCCCAUGAUACUCUCUCUUCCCAAUUCGUUAUCUUUUUUCUUAUUAUUUUACUACUUUCAGUACUAUCAAGUAACAAAUUCCCAAGCCUAUUGGUCCAUCAAUGCAUAACAUACGCAACAGGAUAACCACAUUCAGCUAAGGUUCUUCCCCAACAAAAUCAUUUAUAUCAUAUAUAUCGCACCAAAUCACCCAACAUUCUGUACUUCCAUGGAAUCAACCAUGAAGAUAACUUCAGCGCUCUCUCUGCUCCUCCUCCUCCUCCUCCUCCCAGUCUUAGCCUCUUGUGUUGAUCGACAGGUUUAUAUAGUGUACUUCGGCGAACACAGUGGACAGAAGACAUCGUACGAAAUUGAAGAAACCCACCAUUCAUAUCUGUCCUCCGUGAAAAAAUCCGAGGAAGAAGCCAAGGCUUCUCUUCUUUACAGCUACAAGAACAGCAUCAAUGGCUUCGCUGCAGUGCUCACCCCAGAUGAAGCUUCUAAACUCUCCAAAUUGGAGGAAGUCGUAUCAGUGUUCCGAAGCGAACCGACAAAAUACUCUUUGCAGACAACGAGGUCCUGGAAAUUCUUAGGUUUAGAAAAGCGUGGUGGAAAGAACCAUCAGAUGAAGAAAAGUAACUUACGAUUGGAGGCCAAAUAUGGGAAAGAAAUCAUAGUUGGACUCUUGGAUAACGGACUCUGGCCGGAGUCGGAGAGCUUCGGUGACGAGGGAAUGGGACCAAUUCCAAAAUCAUGGAAAGGAAUUUGCCAUACCGGAGAUGCUUUCAACUCAUCACACUGCAAUAAGAAAAUAAUUGGAGCUCGAUACUAUCUUAAAGGUUAUGAGUAUAAUUUUGGCUCUCUAAACACUUCACUUGACUACAAAUCUCCCCGUGAUAGUGAUGGCCAUGGCACCCACACAUCAUCAACUGUCGGAGGGCGAAGGGUUCCCAAUGCCUCGGCUCUUGGCGGGUUUGCUAGUGGUACCGCCUCAGGUGGCGCGCCACUCGUACGCCUAGCAAUGUACAAAGUGUGUUGGCCAGUGCCAGGCCACAGUAAAGCUGAAGGCAACACAUGCGCAGCCGAAGACAUGUUAGCGGCUAUUGAUGAUGCCAUCGGUGAUGGGGUGGACGUACUAAGCAUAUCAAUUGGUACAUUUGAACCAACCCCUUAUAUGAAUGAUGGCAUUGCAAUUGGAGCACUUCAUGCUAUCAAGAAAAACAUCGUUGUGUCUUGCAGUGCCGGGAACAAUGGCCCUAAAGCCUCAACCUUGUCUAGUCCUGCGCCAUGGAUCAUCACUGUCGGUGCUAGUAGCGUGGACCGUGAUUUUAUCACACAUGUGGGGCUUGGAAACCACACGAUAAUUAAGGGACAAUCAGUUACUCCAUACGAGAUGGAGAAGAAAUGGUACCCACUAGUUAAUGCAGCACAAGUAGCAGCUCCUGAAGUGCCCAAUGACAUUGCAGGGCAAUGCUUACCAGAAUCUCUUUCGCCUGAGAAAACGAAAGGGAAGAUUGUGUUGUGCUUCAGAGGGAAUGGAACUAGAAUUGGAAAAGGGCUGGAGGUGAGAAGGGCUGGUGGUGUUGGUUUUAUCUUAGGAAAUAGCCCAGUCAAUGGGGCUGAGUUAUUAGCCGAUGCUCAUUUUCUUCCCGCCAGUGCAGUGAGUUCAGAUGAUGCGAUCAAAAUUCUCGAAUACAUUAACUCUACUAAGAACCCGGUGGCUUAUAUUUUCCCAGGGAGGACAUUGCUGCGAAGAAAACCGGCACCAUCCAUGGCCGGGUUCACUAGUAGGGGUCCAAGCACAAUUACCCCUGAUAUUCUCAAGCCUGAUAUAACAGCUCCAGGGCUUAACAUACUGGCAGCAUGGAGUGAAGCAUCGUCGCCAUCAAAGCUGGAAACGGAUAAAAGAGUUGUUAAGUACAACAUUCUUUCAGGAACUUCUAUGUCUUGCCCUCAUGUAGCUGCCGCCGCCGCUCUUCUCAAAGCCAUACACCCAACGUGGAGCAGUGCUGCUAUACGAUCUGCUCUUAUGACCUCAGCUGGGCAGAUGAACAACAUGGGAAAACCAAUAACCGAUGCAUUUGGCAACUUAGCCGAUCCAUUCCAAUAUGGUUCCGGCCAUCUAAGGCCAACAAAAGCGGCGGAUCCCGGGCUGGUUUACGACGCCUCCUACACCGACUACCUUCUUUUCCUUUGCAGCAGCGGCGUGAAAAACUUCGACCCCUCGUUUAAGUGCCCGAAAAGGCCACCAAAAAUAAGCGAUCUCAACUAUCCAUCCCUCGCCAUCUCCAAGCUCAAUGGAACAGUGACAGUGAAGAGAACAGUCAAAAAUGUUGGCAGUGGCAACAGCAUAUAUUUUUGCAAAGUCAAGCAACCCAAUGGAUUCUCCGUUAAGGUUUUUCCACCAAUCUUGGUCUUCGAUCAUGUCGGCCAGAAGAAGAACUUCACCAUUACAGUGAAACCAGAAAUGGAAGCAUCGGCCACAAUUGGAAAGAACGAGUACGCAUUUGGAUGGUACACUUGGAUGGAUGGAGUCCAUUUUGUUCGUAGUCCCAUGGCAAUAUCUUUGGCUUAGGUUUACCUUCACCAUUAAUUAAUUAAUUAAUUUAUUAUUAUUAUUAUUAUUAUUUUUUUUUUUUGGGGGGGGGGGGGGCGUUGUCUUGAAAGUAUACAAUAGGGAGAUAGUUGAAGCAUUUUCUCUUUUUUGGAACUCGAAAAUAACAUUACAGGUAUCUUUUAUUC